Lagopus muta (rock ptarmigan) is the source of this 3885-nucleotide messenger RNA. It is a transcript of the gene NFIA, whose product is annotated as nuclear factor I A. Gene Ontology annotation, molecular function: RNA polymerase II cis-regulatory region sequence-specific DNA binding; DNA-binding transcription factor activity, RNA polymerase II-specific. The transcript is spliced from 9 exons. The record is from RefSeq and is a predicted model, not a curated record. Gene Ontology annotation, biological process: regulation of transcription by RNA polymerase II. The coding region runs from base 115 to 1203 and encodes 362 amino acids. Gene Ontology annotation, cellular component: nucleus. NCBI's taxonomy places the organism in Eukaryota, Metazoa, Chordata, Aves, Galliformes, Phasianidae.
UCUCCUCUCUCUCUCUCUUUUUUUUUCCUCUCUCUCCCUCUAUCCCCCCCUCUCCCCCUCUCUCUCCUCUCUCCCGCACACGCACACCUCCGCCCGCAGCCCCCCGCAGCAGUCAUGUAUUCUCCGCUCUGUCUCACGCAGGAUGAAUUUCAUCCCUUCAUCGAAGCACUUCUGCCUCACGUCCGAGCGUUUGCGUACACAUGGUUCAACCUGCAAGCCCGAAAGAGAAAAUACUUCAAAAAACAUGAGAAACGCAUGUCAAAAGAGGAAGAGAGGGCCGUGAAGGACGAACUCUUAAGUGAAAAACCCGAGGUAAAGCAGAAAUGGGCGUCCAGACUUCUGGCAAAGCUUCGGAAAGAUAUCAGGCCUGAAUUUCGGGAGGAUUUUGUUCUCACAGUCACAGGAAAAAAGCCUCCGUGUUGCGUCCUUUCCAAUCCAGACCAGAAGGGCAAGAUGAGAAGAAUUGACUGCCUUCGCCAGGCAGAUAAGGUCUGGAGGUUGGACCUCGUUAUGGUGAUUUUAUUUAAAGGUAUUCCGCUCGAAAGUACUGAUGGCGAGCGCCUUGUAAAGUCCCCACAGUGCUCUAACCCCGGGCUGUGCGUACAGCCCCACCAUAUAGGAGUUUCUGUUAAGGAACUCGAUUUAUAUUUGGCAUACUUUGUGCACGCCGCAGAUUCAAGUCAAUCUGAAAGUCCCAGCCAGCCAAGUGAAGCUGAUAUUAAGGACCAGCCAGAAAAUGGACAUUUGGGCUUCCAGGACAGUUUUGUCACAUCAGGUGUUUUCAGUGUGACCGAGCUAGUAAGAGUCUCACAAACACCAAUAGCUGCAGGAACAGGCCCUAAUUUCUCCCUCUCAGAUUUGGAAAGUUCUUCAUACUACAGCAUGAGCCCAGGAGCAAUGAGGAGGUCUUUACCUAGCACAUCCUCUACCAGCUCUACAAAACGUAUCAAAUCUGUGGAGGAUGAGAUGGACAGUCCUGGUGAGGAGCCGUUCUAUACAAGCCAAGGGCGCUCUCCAGGAAGUGGCAGCCAGUCAAGUGGAUGGCAUGAAGUGGAGCCAGGAAGAGGAAACUCACUGGUCAAACCCUUGGACACCAGAAUAGUUGCAUGCAGUUUCCCAGGGAGCCAGAUAGCUCUAAAGCUUCCCAGAUAUCUAAGAAACCCCGAACACCGCGGAGCACUACAUGCUGCUCGGUGGAUGUAAAGGUGUCGGGCAGAACUCACAAGCAGCUCCUCUAGAAGUGAAGCCAAAGCCGCCCUGCUGUACCUUUGCCUCCUCGGCCACAGGAACAUUCCAGUUUUUUCCAGGGGGAUUCCUUGUUACCCCCAGAAUCCCAAAGCCAUUGGAAAUGUGGGAAAAAAAAUGAGGCUGAUUUUGCCUCUCUGAUAUCACCUGUAUGAGAACUGAUGUGUUGGGAAACCGUUAAGUUUGUGCUGAGUGGGAGCUGCCGAGUCUUGCUGGGGAGUUGCUGGUGGUGGCCCUGCAGUGCCGUUGGAGGAGGCACAUGCCAACAUACAUCAGCUAUGGGCACUUCCCAGUGAAAGCACAGCAGCUCUACAUCAGCUCCAAAUGAAUUGUUGUGUUAUGGAGAAAUGAGAUGACUGUUCAGCCCUGUGACUGUCAAACCUGGGCAGUCAUAUCAUAAAAACACCCAAAGGCACUGCGUAGCAAUACAUAAUAGUUCCAUGAGUACACUCUUGACCUGUCAAAUUGUAACUCCAUUUCAGCUUGGUGUGAUACAUGAAUUCAGUUUGCAACUAUUUCAUUCUUUGGAAUAGUGUGUAGACUCUUCACCUUAAAUUGUGUAGAGAUCAGGUGACUUUACAGUGCAUGUUAAGUUAUCUGAGUUAUUUUCAAUCCUGUCCACAGUCCUUUUAUUAAUUGAAACAUAUGUUCAGUGGCUGUGUGUACCGAUUAAGUUCAAAACCAAUAUUAGCACCAAACUUAGUCUUGUCAUCAUAAAAGUCAUUUCAAAACAUUACCAUGCAGUAACUGAGGUCACAAGUCUGAAAAAUCCACAUAUUUGCCCAUCUCCAUCUCAUGCCUUUGGCAUUUAGUAGCCAUCGUGGUUAUGUAUAGCCUGGAUAGAUAGAUGAUCUUUUGAUGGCAUGCAAACAUUGAGCAAAGGAUUUUGGAGGGGAAAAAAAUAAAAUUUGACUCGAUCCUCUUCAGUUAGUAAAAUUCCCUUUAACAUCACUUGCAAUUUAGAAUCCAUAUGCAUCUCAGGAAGAUAUAGUUGAAACAUAAAUCUAUUCUGGGUCUUUUACUUGCAAAAAUAUCAUACCUCAGCUAUAAUCAUAUGCAAAGACUUUUUAGAGGGCUUUGUAAAUGCCAUCCAAAUUUACGAUGGAAUUUUUUUGCCUAACAGCUAUAGAUGUUCCAUCCCCAAAGCACCCACAUAAAGGUGUAUUCUCCUAUGGAUGGCUGCAGUUUGUCCCCGCUGUUAUAUCUAAUCUGCCAAGUACGCUGAAAAAGUCUCAAACAGCAUUUGAAAUGAAACAAAUGGAAUCAUGAAUUUUAAAUGACAUCAUGAAGUUUAAGGACGUCAUUAGAAAACAGUUUUUGUUCUUAUUAAAAUAUGUAUUUACAAAAUGGAAAAUGACAUGGGGACGUGAUGGAAGUUACAGGGAGAAGCAAACUGUGAUCUUGCUGUUUGAUAUGCUUCUCACUAAAAUUCUCCAAUUUAAAAUUCCAAUGAGGUGAUAUUUUGAAGACGUUGGUCAAACGUUUGGUACCAAUUUAUUAGCUAUUGAAAGAGUUCCUUGGAUGACAAGACAGGGAUGGAGGCUCACUUACAGCACUGAAAACAAUCCAGAUGAUGCUGUAAACACAGAUACAGACAGAUAAGAUAUACACUCUAUGGGAACACUGCACCAAAAUGCUUAGCGUAGAUUUUAAUGGGGUAGAGGUUUAAAAUAAUGAAUGUUGCAUUGUGCAGUUUCACAUCCUGUAGACAGGAUUUAUCACAGGUAAAACUGAUACUUCUCCUUUGUAAAUGGAGGAGUACUCAUUUACAAAGUAGAAAUAUCACCCUUCUUUAUCUUAAGUGGCAUCAGAAUCCUGAUUCUAACUUGAAUGAUCAUUUUUGGCUAAAAAUUGCUGAGGAAUCCAAAAGCGUUUAAAGCCUAAAGCCAUUGAAUCCAUUUAAUGCGCCUUUGGCACCUCUCUCUCUCAGUCCUUUUUGAACAUUCUGGUCCUCAUUUUAAUCAAUCUCUUUUUAUUAAGUUCUUUGGCUCAUUUACUUGUACGUGCAUUUGCUUUAUUUUAUUUGGAACAUUUCUUUUGUAGCGUCUUGAAAAAGAGUUGUGACAUUUCUUUUGGAUAGCUUCUUAAGUAUCUGGCAGUCACCUAUGAUACGAUGUUGAUGGGUAUGGAUAGAUUAGCUCUGUUUUCCUGAUAUCUGUCAGAUGUCGAGUUCUGAGGAAACUGGUUGUGUGUGUUGCUGAUGCAUAUGCAGUAGUUGGAUAAGUGGAUAGAUGGGAGCUUUCAUUUUACUUCUGUGCAGUCGUUGUUCAUUAAGCUGGGUUUUGCUUUGUGAAGUGAGGUGCUCGCUGGCAGGUAGUUGAUCAGUGAUCGUGGUAACUCAGAGUGUGACCAGAGGAGCAAGCAGACGUUCAAAACAUAGAAACUAAAGAGCACUUUAUUAGAAUGAGGGAAUUUCUAUUAGCACUGUAUUUUGCACAUACAGGAGCAACUAAGAGAGUAAACUGAUGGAUGGCAGCUAGUGUGAUUGUAGCUCAGCUGAAGGCAAAUAAAGCUCGUUCAGCAAUAAGUAGAACAGAUUUGCUAUGACUGAUAGCAUAGCCAUCCAAAGUUCAAGAAACUUGAAAUUAAGACUUCCCCAGGAAAAAUAAAAGCAGCCAAUCACCGUUUCUAUUGAUACUU